AUGCCCAUAGAAACAACGAGAAGGAGGGGGAACCAAGGGGAGCCCGUGGGAGCCCCAGCGGGCGACGGGAGGCAGCCGGAGGGGCCGCAGGCGGCCGGGAGGCCGGAGCCGGAGGGGACCUCGGAGGGGCCGAGGAGACAGGGCGAGGGACCCGCGGAGGGGCCAGGGAGGAAGCAGGAGGGAGCACCGGGGAAGGGGACGAGGGAGCAGGAGGGGCCCACGGCGAAGGCCCGGAGGAGGGGGGAGCCGCAGCAGGCGGCGACGUCCGGCGGAGGGCCGGAGGUAGGGGCCCCGCAGGCAACCGAGGAGCCGCCGUCGGGGAGCCCGCAGGCGACCGACCAGGCACCGGAGGGGGGAGCGAGGCAGGGUGACGAGGCAUCGGAGGGGGACCCGCAGGCGACAGCUGACCCGGAGGGCCAGGACCUGCAGGCGCCCACCGAGCCAGAGCGCAGGCGAGGGAGGGCGAGCCAGGGGGCAGGGCGGGAGGGACCCCAGUCCGCCGUCUGUGUCCCCUCCCUCUGCGGGACACAGACAUACCGACCCCCGGUCGGGGUCGAUGUCGCCGGGGUGAGGGUGAAGGAGUCACAGGAGCGGGGCCAGGGACAGGAGCGGGGCCAGGGACAGGAGCGGGGCCAGGGACAGGAGCGGGGCCAGGGACAGGAGCGGGGCCAGGGACAGGAACCGGGUCAGCAGGCGGAGGGGGCGCCUCGGGAGCUGCUGCAGCGCGGUCAGGGGGCGCCUCGGGAGCUGCUGCAGCGCGGUCAGGGGGCGCCUCGGGAGCUGCUGCAGCGCGGUCAGGGGGCGCCUCGGGAGCUGCUGCAGCGCGGUCAGGGGGCGCCUCGGGAGCUGCUGCAGCGCGGUCAGGGGGCGCCUCGGGAGCUGCUGCAGCGCGGUCAGGGGGCGCCUCGGGAGCUGCUGCAGCGCGGUCAGGGGGCGCCUCGGGAGCUGCUGCAGCGCGGUCAGGGGGCGCCUCGGGAGCUGCUGCAGCGCGGUCAGGGGGCGCCUGCCCGGGAGCUGCAGCAGGCGGCUGCAGAGGGGGCGCCUGCCCGGGAGCUGCAGCAGGCGGCUGCAGAGGGGGCGCCUGCCCGGGAGCUGCAGCAGGCGGCUGCAGAGGGGGCGCCUGCCCGGGAGCUGCAGCAGGCGGCUGCAGAGGGGGCGCCUGCCCGGGAGCUGCAGCAGGCGGCUGCAGAGGGGGCGCCUCUGCAGGAACAGGAGCACGGUCAGGAACAGGAGCUGGCUGCAGUGGGGGCGCCUGCCCGGGAGCUGCAGCAGGCGGCUGCAGUGGGGGCGCCUGCCCGGGAGCUGCAGCAGGCGGCUGCAGAGGGGGCGCCUCUGCAGGAACAGGAGCUGGCUGCAGUGGGGGCGCCUGCCCGGGAGCUGCAGCAGGUGGCUGCAGUGGGGGCGCCUGCCCGGGAGCUGCAGCAGGCGGCUGCAGAGGGGGCGCCUCUGCAGGAACAGGAGCACGGUCAGGAACAGGAGCUGGCUGCAGUGGGGGCGCCUGCCCGGGAGCUGCAGCAGGCGGCUGCAGUGGGGGCGCCUGCCCGGGAGCUGCAGCAGGCGGCUGCAGAGGGGGCGCCUCUGCAGGAACAGGAGCUGGCUGCAGUGGGGGCGCCUGCCCGGGAGCUGCAGCAGGUGGCUGCAGUGGGGGCGCCUGCCCGGGAGCUGCAGCAGGCGGCUGCAGAGGGGGUGCCUCUGCAGGAACAGGAGCCCGGUCAGGAACAGGAACACGGGCAGGAACAGGAGCUGGCUGCAGUGGGGGCGCCUGCCCGGGAGCUGCAGCAGGCGGCUGCAGUGGGGGCGCCUGCCCGGGAGCUGCAGCGCGGUCAGGAACUGGAACACGGUCAGGAACAGGAGCUGGCUGCAGUGGGGGCGCCUGCCCGGGAGCUGCAGCAGGCGGCUGCAGAGGGGGCGCCUGCCCUGGAGCUGCAGGUGGCUGCAGUGGGGGCACCUGCCCUGGAGCUGCAGCAGGUGGCUGCAGUGGGGGCGCCUGCCCGGGAGCUGCAGCAGGCAGCGAAGGCGGCGGCUGCGCAGGCGGCGGCUGCGCAGGCGGCGGCGGCGAAGGCGGCAAUGGCGGCUGCACGGGAGCGGGGUCCGCCGGCAAUGGCGGCUGCACGGGAGCGGGGUCCGCCGGCAAUGGCGGCUGCACGGGAGCGGGGCCCGCAGGUGGCAGGAGCGGCUGCUCCGGCUCGGGGACUGACGCCUUCUGGAGCAGGAUCAGCUGCCUAAGGUCCCCUGCUAACCCCUCGAGUUUUUCUGGACCUGAGGCGGCUGUAAACGCGUCGAAACCUCUCGUUAAACGCGUGAUAAGUUCCUCCAUCUUCCGGUCUCCCGGGGGUGUCGGCCUCUCCAACACCCUUAUAAAGAGACCCUGGAGGGUGAAAAACUGGUCCACCAGGGUAGCCUUUCUCCCUGGGAGAGGCGCGGUGAACGCCUCCGGGGAGGCUGCCGCUGGUAGCGAGGUAGGUAAGUCCGGCGCGGGUGAGGUUAGCGUGGCCCGAGUAGGGAAGCGGGGCACACGCGGGAUGGCGUCUCUCCCGGUCCGGAUCCCUCCCCAGUUGUCCAAUCUUUCCAGCCGGUAGUUGCACCGCUCGAGGGGCGGUAGGAGGACGGAGUCUUUCGGCUCCAAAUCUGCGAGAAGGAGGACCUGUUCCUCCUCGUCCUCAGGCGGGAGCCAUAGCCUGGAUAGCGUGCAGGCUCCCAGAGUGAUGUCCGUCUCCUCUGGGAUCCGUUUCGUCCGCUUGCUCUUCUUUUUGAGGUCCGUCAUUCUGUCACGGGGCGGUUCGGGUGGACAGGCGAUUGUGCGGGCGGUGGUUCAGAAAACCAGGCAAACGAGCAGGAUCGGGGUAAUCGGGGUUUAUUCGGGACAAGGAGACACGGGAGGCGAGGGACCACCAACACCAUGUGCACAGAUCACGUAAUGACGGACAACGAUCACAGGCAAGACUCAGACUUAAAUACACAGGACUGAUCACAGUAAUCGGACAUAGGUGGAAACAAUCAGGGAAACACACGUUGGCAAGCAGGGGGGCGUGGCACACAUGAGGAGCCGACGAGCAGGGCAU
Molecule: messenger RNA, 3062 nt
Organism: Brienomyrus brachyistius
Lineage: Eukaryota; Metazoa; Chordata; Actinopteri; Osteoglossiformes; Mormyridae
Exons: 3
Coding region: 1-2226 (741 amino acids)
Source: RefSeq, a predicted model, not a curated record